Molecule: messenger RNA, 1162 nt
Organism: Callorhinchus milii (elephant shark)
Lineage: Eukaryota; Metazoa; Chordata; Chondrichthyes; Chimaeriformes; Callorhinchidae
Product: zinc finger protein 532-like
Exons: 3
Coding region: 1-756 (251 amino acids)
Source: RefSeq, a predicted model, not a curated record
AUGAAGAGAUAUCCCUGCCGGCAGUGUGAUCGUUCGUUCAACACCUCCCACAGCCUUCGACGACACAUCCGUACCAACCAUAACAGCUUUAAGAGAACCUACACCUGCUGGUACUGCACGGAUGAAAAGCACUUUUUCGCCAAGCGUUUCCUGCUGGAGAAACACAUCAACUUAAUGCACGGCAUCAGGAACCCAGACUUCAGCCAGAUGCCCAAAGCUGUUGCCAUAGGCGGAGACUCAACAGAGAGUUUAACCGUCAAACGGGUGCCAAUCGAGUCUGAGGGGGACGAGCCAGCCAGCUCUGACUGUGAGGCCACGACUCCCAAGAAGCUGAAGGUCGCUGUGUCUAAGCAGCACAGAUGCUCCAAAUGUGGCUACGAAACCGAGGACAACGCAACCUUCCUGGGGCACAUAGCUCAGCACAAGACAGACGGCAGCACCUUUCAGUGUCCGCAGUGCGGCCUGUGCUACACCUCGGCCCUCUCCCUCAACAGGCAUCUAUAUAUCGUCCACAAAAUCAAGGAGACGGAGGAGAAGCCGGAACCCGAUUUGGUGAAUGAAAACGGGCAGGAAGAACACAAUGGGCAGCCCAACACUACAGAGGAGGACGACAAGGAGGAGGAGGAGGUGGGCUCUGGGCUGCAGUGUCGAGUCUGCAAAGGAGAAUUUGACACUGAGACAGCAUUGAGCGCUCACGUGCGGACUCACGGGAUGCGGUUUAUAAUGUCCCAGCAGAACGGAGGAGCGGAGCAAUGACUGCAGCACGCGGAGUAGAAGAGAAUCUUUUUAAUCCUCCUUCAUCCCCGAGUGGCUGCGCGGAGCCCCGGGAGGCUGCCGGCCUUCAUGGAGUCAUAAGACGGUAACUUUAUUUUUAAGCAACAAGUGGUACUCGUUGAAAAUCAGUGGCCGAGGCACUCACUCUCCCAGCCCUCGAAUCACCACCAGAGCAAAGCCAGUGCAGGAUCAAACCCUCCUGUAUGUUUUGUUAAACGAAAGGAACUGUCCUUGUGUCAAAGCUGUUAAGUAUUGGUUUGGGACAACCCAAUGCACAGGGAAAGCAAACCAGGCGACACUUCCUGGGUCUUCCCGUCUGAACAAGGUUUGUAAUGAGUUACUCUGAGGUCCCAGUGACCCACAGUCUCUCACUGUGAGCUCGCCAACC